ACACAUCAAACUUGGCAAAAUCAGGACGUGCUUCUGCGAGUAUGGGCGGGGGUAACCCAGCCACAAUAAAAUGAAACGCACACUGAUGUCGUGUCUUAAAGUGAAAUGGUUAAACUCAACAUGCUCCAUUACUCUUUUUGGAAAAAAGAAACGGUGAUAUUGUUUGUUGUACUUUCGUUGUCCGUCAUCUGCGUCAGAAUGUCAGAUGGAAAGGUUAUUGGCCAGGAUACAACAGUCAUAUAUGGAGAAAAUGCCACUUUGUUGUGUCAUCCGACUGAAACAGAUGAUGAUCUAACCCGUAUUAUAUGGAAGAAAAAGACACGAGAAAACCCUGAGGGAACCCCCUUCUUUGUCAUUCGCCCAGGGGGCAAAACUGAACUCAAGAGUGGAUUGAUAAACAGAGUACAAUUUAUUGGGAACUUUGCAGAGAAAAAUGGGUCUAUUCAGCUGCUCAGAAUGAGGCUUUUGGAUGAAGGGAUCUACACAUGUACCUUCAGCCUAUUCCCUAGUGGGCCAUUAGAGACUGACAUCAAUGUCAUCGUUUUUGCUCGUCCUGAGGUUAAUAUAAGAGGGGAGGCACCUGUUGCUGGAUAUUUGGAGGUAAAGUUGGCAUCGUGCUUUGCCUCUAAUGCAUGGCCUGAAGCAGAAGUGAUGUGGAGAUUAGGAGAUCUGGAAAACUCUCUGAGGACUGAAACCAAUCAUACAAUAAACCCAGAUGGGACCGUUACUGUUGUGUCCUACCUACUUGGUGUCCCAUUAAAACAUUUAAAUAAGAAGAACAUCCAGUGUGUGGUGAAACACAACACCCAAAAAGAUGAACUUGUGCUGGACUACACAAUAAACAUCCAUUAUCCUCCUGAGUCGGUGGUUAUCAUUCCUGACAGUCCAAAAAAUGCUAAAGAAUACAGGUGUGUAGUGGAUAGUAACCCAGAACCAACCAGCUACAUCUGGACAAGAGAAAGUACUCCCUAUUAUGAAGGCAACAAGCUUCCUGUGACUAAACUGUCCCCUGACAUUAAUGGCUUGUACAUUUGUAAUGCGUCAAACCAAUAUGGAAGUUCAUUAGGUUCCCUGUUUAUCAGUGUUCAUACUGAAUCCAUUGACGUCUUUUGGGGUCUGUUUGGUUUUGUCUGCUGUGCUGUUCUUGCUGUUGUUGUUGGAGUGAAAUUCAGAUACAAGCGGGAAUGGAUAGGAGUACCACAGCGUUCCAGUGAUGAGGGAGCACAGUUUCGCUUUCUGAACGAAACAGCGACACACACCGCAGCCUUGAGUGAGCAGAGGCUUGGAGGCCAAGAGAGAGCCGCGGUCUAGUGUGAGCUGCAGCCGACGUGAAUGAGCAGAGACAGGCGGCAUGAGAACAGUGCGGCAGGCAGAUUCUAUGAAGGGGCGUUCCUCGGGCAUGGUGGCAACCAGAUGUGACAACCGCUUCAUCCACGGAGAAAGCCGAUUUGGUCAUCCAAAGUGCAAUAUCCUUUCUGAUAUUGCUCCACUAUUUUUCACCGCAGCAUUGGGGGAAUUGGUGAUCCUCUGCCCAUCUUGACAUCUGAGAGACACUGACACUCUGAGAGGCUCUUUUUAUACCCAAUCAUGAUCCCAAUUGAAUAAGUUGCAAACUGGUCCUCCAGCUGUUCCUUAUGUACAUUUAACUUUUCCGGCCACUUAUUGCUAAAUUUGGAAUGUGUAGCUCUCAUGAAAUCCAAAAUGAGACAUAAUUUGGCAUGACAUUUAAAAAUGUCUCACUUUCAACAUUUGAUAUGUUAUCUAUACUCUAUUGUGAAUAAAAUAUAAGUUUAUGAGAUUUUUAAAUUA
Messenger RNA from Carassius gibelio (silver crucian carp), 1809 nucleotides. RefSeq names its product poliovirus receptor. Bases 106 to 1311 code for a protein of 401 amino acids. The record is from RefSeq and is a predicted model, not a curated record. Gene Ontology annotation, biological process: homophilic cell-cell adhesion; heterophilic cell-cell adhesion. Gene Ontology annotation, cellular component: adherens junction. The transcript is spliced from 8 exons. NCBI's taxonomy places the organism in Eukaryota, Metazoa, Chordata, Actinopteri, Cypriniformes, Cyprinidae.